Bacidia gigantensis is the source of this 516-nucleotide messenger RNA. RefSeq lists its product as uncharacterized. The transcript has a single exon. The coding region runs from base 1 to 516 and encodes 171 amino acids. The record is from RefSeq and is a predicted model, not a curated record. Lineage: Eukaryota; Fungi; Ascomycota; Lecanoromycetes; Lecanorales; Ramalinaceae.
AUGGCCAAAAUUAUCCUGCUCAUACUCAUUAGCAGUGUCUUCAUGUGCACUCCCUUACUCCUAGCAGGUCUCUUUGGAUUAAAGCCUCCGUAUCCCAUGUAUGAGCUCGAAGAUGACUCCCAUGAUUUCACAGAGCCAGAUCUAGACUAUCUGGAGACCAUAGGCUAUGACCGAAAGGAAGUCUCCCAACUACACUUCAUGGACGACCAAGCUAGCGAACAGUUAGCUACACUCAGUCUCUAUACAAAGCUGGGAGUCCUGAAAGCCUGGGAUCCAGAGACAAAGACCCCGGUGGAGUGUAAUAUUACGCAAACAAAUGUGGAACUCUCCAAGCUACUGAACGACAUGAAGAGCAUCAUUCAGCAGCGACGUCGCUGUCUUCGAGAUCAACUUGAAGAAAAGUCGCCAAAGCAUGUCCGCUGUUUCGUGGCGCUGGAUCUUGUCGCUGGAGAGUUGACACUGGAAGUUGCCCAACUAAAUAUCUUGAUGGAGCAACUUGUCGUUUACAUGACCUAG